This is a messenger RNA of Dacryopinax primogenitus, 1704 nucleotides long. RefSeq lists its product as uncharacterized. Lineage: Eukaryota; Fungi; Basidiomycota; Dacrymycetes; Dacrymycetales; Dacrymycetaceae. The transcript is spliced from 9 exons. The record is from RefSeq and is a predicted model, not a curated record. The coding region runs from base 102 to 1424 and encodes 440 amino acids.
UUCGAUCGGGCGAGAUCACGGCCUGCCCUGGUCACCGAGUGUGAUGAAAAUCGCGGGUGUGUGCAAGUCAUAACGAAUGUCCCACCGAUGGGGAAUGGUUUAUGACUGAUGAGACAUUCAAGUGGUCUAUGAAAUUCCAGUGUGAGAGAAAGAGGAACCACUCCCCUUGCAAAUCUGCACCUUCCUUCCUUUCCCUCCUCGGUCAUUCCCUGUGCCUGCCCGUCAAGGCUCAUAAGUCUGCGUAUCUACCUUACAAGUCCGCUCGCUUUCCCUUUCCUUUCCUCUCUCUCGAUCCCUCCUCAUCCCUCUUCACCGAAGCUCUCCCCCGCCCCCUGAUCGUCCUCCCCUCCAAUAGACCAGUCAUGUCCGCUGCGAACCCCGGUUAUGCGCCCUCUCCCACCCAGAUGGACUUGACCGAUGACCUCGGUGGUCUCUUUGUCGGCAUGAUAAUCAGCACGAUGCUCCUGGGCAUGGGGCUUGCACAGACGUGGUUCUAUUACCGUACAUUCCCAGAUGAUCCAAUUUUCACCAAGUGGAUGGUAGGGGUCAGCUGCUUCGUCAACGUCUUGCAUGGGAUCAUGCUCCCCAAGUGUAUCUGGUACUGGGUGGUGACAAACUGGGGCAACACGGCGUCGCUCAACUACGUCGACUUCUCGUACAACGUCAACCUCACGCUCACAGGCCUCCUAUCUUUCCUCGUACAGGUCUUCUUCGCGCACAGGAUCUAUAUCCUCUCCCACAGAUCGCUCUUCCUGCCCAUAAUCAUCCUCGUCCUCUCCCUCCUGCAGUUCGCGUUCUCCUUGGCAAGCACGAUCCGCGCAUUCCAGCUCGUACUACAGAGCAGCUUUGGCGUUUUCACGUGGGGUGUUGAUGUCUGGAUGUAUUGUGCCGCUGGGGCGGAUAUCAUCAUCGCUGCGAGUGUGGUGACCUAUCUCCGCCGGGAGGGCAAGGCUGCUUGGGGAGGGACGAAGGGAAUUGUCGAGAAACUUAUCGUCAUUACUCUAGAAAGCAACUUGUUAACGGCGAUCUUGUCUAUCAUUGUGGCCAUCUUGUUCACCACCACCCGCAACGGAUGGCCGAAUGCCAUCAAUUUUGUUGCUGUUCGGAUGUACUUCAUUUCGCUAAUUCGUACUCAGGUGACCACAGCCCGCCAUGAGCUGACCAAGAAGCUGGAGUCGUCUGGAGUAGGUGCUCCUGCAUUCCACAUGUCCCCAGUGAACAUAGGACCCAGAAACCUCGGUGACAACUUGGCAAGCAACAUGCUCAGCGGCGUGCGAAUCAUGUCUCACACUACGACUGAGCUCGAUGAGCCUCUACCCAGAAACGCGGGUCGCAGAAAUGGUAUCAAUCACGUAGAGCUUGGUGUCGCCUCGAAGAUCAACGAAACCGACGAGGUAAAUUGCGAGGAUACGGACACCUUCUAGCCGAAGGUUGACAACACUCUCUAGAACUCUGUACUUGGGGAAUCACCCCCCAAAGGCUCGUUCUGGGUUGCCGACUAGAAGUACGAGCUAUUCUUGCAUAUCGUCUUGGUCUUCGAAGCGGUGCUGAGCGGAUCCACUGAGCUACGUGUCAAACGACCUUCGUAUAUGCGCCAAAAACAAACGGAGGAAGCAUUCUCGUGUUGUCUGGUAAAAUCUUCCUCUCAAGUAAUUACUGUACGAUUCGUAUAUUGUUUGCGGUUAAUAAUGGAAAGCAGUCACA